Messenger RNA from Culex quinquefasciatus (southern house mosquito), 1244 nucleotides. RefSeq names its product sex-determining region Y protein. The record is from RefSeq and is a predicted model, not a curated record. The coding region runs from base 153 to 1100 and encodes 315 amino acids. The transcript is spliced from 2 exons. Lineage: Eukaryota; Metazoa; Arthropoda; Insecta; Diptera; Culicidae.
AAUGUAUGCCGCGCUUGUGCGCUCGUCCGAGACGGCACCCACCAUGAUGACAACGGUGAGUGUGUAUAAAACGCCCAGCCGCCCCAGCAGAGGACAUCAUUCAAUUGUGAUCACCUGCCUUGAACACACACAUCAAGCACGGAAAGGUUAACAUGAAGGCGUUUUUGGCAAUUCUCGUGACCGUGGCCAUGGUUUCAUGUGCCGCAGCAUCCAGCCGUAGGAACAUCCGAAGCAUCAGCGAGCAUGGAUCGCAGCAGCCAGGAUACAACAAUCACGUGCAGGAGCAGCAGCAUGGGCAACAUCAGCCAGAGCAGCAGUACUAUGUGAUGUACCAGCAUGAAGAUAACCAACAUUACGAUCAUCAUGAAGAGCAGUCCUCCAAGGGGAAGUGGUCUCAACCGGACGAAGCCCUGAACGCGGCCCAAGAAUACCAGCACUACAUCCAGCAACAGCAUCAGUGGGAAUCGCAUAAGCUGCAUCCCGAAGCUGGAAACGAAGCUCACCACCACCAUGAGGAACCUCAGUACGUCCACCAGGAGCAACAACACCAACAUCAGCAUCACCACCAACAACAGCAACAGCCGCAGCCAAUUCAGUACAGCAAGAUCAAGUACCAUUACGCUCAGCUGCAGCAGCAACCUCAACAUAUCCAGCAUCAAGAGCAGCAGCACCACGAGCAGCCCCAAUACGUCUGGGAACAGCCUGAGCAGCAGCAGCAUCACCACAUCGAGAAGCACGUUGUGACCCAGAAGGUGCCCUACCCGGUUGAAGUUUCGAAGCACGUCGCAGUUCCCGUGAACGUUCCCUACCCAGUCCCAGUGGAAAAGCAGAUUCCCCACGUGAUCGAAAAGCAGGUUCCCGUGUACGUAGAGAAGCACGUUCCAUACCACGUCGAACGGCAAGUGCCCUACCCGGUCAAGGUCCCGGUUGAGGGUCCAGUCCAUAAGGACAUCAACGUAGUUCGCGUCCCGAAGCCAAUCGCAGUUCAUGUCGAGAAGCCUUAUCCAGUGUACGUGGAUCAUCCGGUGUACGUGGAAAAGCCCGUCCCGGUGCAGGUGUUCAUUAUGAAGCAGAAGAAGAAGUCCUUCUUUGGCUUUUAGAUUGAUAAGUUUAGGCUAAGCUUGAUAGCUUUCAUUGUUGUUAGAUGUGUAGCUUGUUAAUAUACCUUAGGAUGUAGAUAAAUUAUUUAUAUUGUCAUAAAUAAUAAAUGCGCCUUUACUUAAUUUCCUACUGAAAAUAAGUUU